AUUAAAAUGGAUGGUAAUGAAGAUGAAUGGAGAAUAUUAUUUCAUGGUACUUUAAAUUAAUUUGUUGCAAGCCUAUUAAAAAAUGGAUUAAAUAAGGGAUAGUAAAUGCUCAUUUUAAUUGCUAAAUCUAAAAUAAUUCAGAAAAAGUUGUGUAAGGGAAUCUAUUUUUCUGGUAAAAGUCAAGUCUGUUUAAAAUAUGCACGUCCUAUUUAUAUUGGUAAUGAAUCAUUUAAAGUAUUAUUUAUGAGUAGAGUAAAUCCUUAAAAAAUUAAAAUGUGUUGA
Paramecium sonneborni is the source of this 282-nucleotide messenger RNA. The record is from the annotation of a GenBank genome assembly. NCBI's taxonomy places the organism in Eukaryota, Ciliophora, Oligohymenophorea, Peniculida, Parameciidae.